Molecule: messenger RNA, 1626 nt
Organism: Desarmillaria tabescens
Lineage: Eukaryota; Fungi; Basidiomycota; Agaricomycetes; Agaricales; Physalacriaceae
Exons: 5
Coding region: 107-1585 (492 amino acids)
Source: RefSeq, a predicted model, not a curated record
AAACUCGUUGCCUUUGCAAGCCCUUAAUGUCAUGCCAGUAUUGCGAGAUUUCUCGCCUCGUGGCGGCGCGUGGCUUGAAUGAGGAAGGUUCGUUUCUGAUACAGGAAUGUCAAUUUACGAGAAACAUUACCACGAGGGCCGGCUCGCGCAUAUAUAUAUCAGGCUUGUCAGGUCGACAUGUUGUGGGUACCCAACUCGCAUGCUCCAGUCCUCAGCCUUCCACCUUGAUUAUUACCGGGUCAGUCCAGUCAGAGGCCAGCUAGAGCCCUAUGAUCCAACCACUGCGAGAAACUGGAGGUACAUCCAGACCACUGAUACGCCCAAUGAGCUCAAGGUCCUUUUGCCCCCGUCGGUCGCGUCAACGUACGAGCAGCUCCUGAGGCUUGAGGUCAUGGAACUGGACAAGAGGGUUACUGUUUCCUGGGAGCGAAUUCUUGAAAUCAGGCAUCUCAAGGACCGGAUGAUACGCAAAUGCCAGCGAUUAUCAAGGGUACUCCCUCCUAAGCGAAUUGGUCGUGGAGAUCCAUUUGUCUUCCAGACCCUGAUCGCGCCUGAAGAUUUUCGUUUGAAAGAAAUGGAGACAUGGUUCCACCAGGAGCAAUUGCGACACAAGGGUAGAUCGGUCGCCGUCCAUCGUCCCACCGUGCAGAAGGCACCUUCACGAAAUUCUUGCUGCGUCCGGUGUGCACGCGCGACGCAGCCUGACCUCGCUGCGUCAGCACCCUCCACGGCACCUGCGCCGAAAUUGGACAAGGCUCGUUCUUCUCAACUGAAAGAAGUAGAGCCAAAGUCACUCAAGAACACGCCAACGUCUAGUCGCGCAAUUUCUCCUGUGACAGAGCCUGUCAAGACGGAGUCAUCACAUAUACCGCCACCAGUCGAAGUGCCUCCCCCGUCUGUGCCGGAGGACGUUAACUUUGAAGCACCAGACACCAAGCUCGUUGACCCCGAAGUGGUGCAGGCAGACGCUGCACCCACACCUGGCGCAAGUCCUCCUCCCGCUGAUGCCGAAGAACAAAAUGAUUCUUCAGAGUCCUCAACAAUAGCGCCUACGCCUCCCGCCUCGCCGCCUCCACUCCCGCACCUUUUACGAAUAUCAGAUCCAUCUCUGGUCAAAGAUAUUCUCGAAGCAGAGACAUCAGCUGUCAUUCGACCUAUGCCGGAACCGCCUGUAUCUAGACCUCCUUUGGUCCGCCGCAGGAGUUGUAUCAAACGGUCUAGCGUCGGCGAAUCUGUAAAGACGGUAUCGUGGGCAGAUGAUCGGGAGUGGACAGAGCAUUUUCCGAAGAGGCCUGUAACCCCUGAACCGGCGAUAGUAGAAGAACCUAGUUCCACAUGGGGUGAGAACUACGAUGAACAUGUCUCCAGACUCGACAUGCUGCAUCGUGAGUUGACGAAGAGUCUGGAGGAAAUUCGAGCCGACCCAGUGCAUUUCCGGGUAGUCGACGCUAUUAUUUCUGACCAUAAGCAGAGGGUGACGGCCAACUGUUAUGUAGGACAACUUGAGACUUUAUUAGAUCAAGUACGAGAGGAAGAAGACGACGAUGAGGACGACGACGAUUGGGAUGGAGAUAACGACACAUGAAUGUUACGAUAGUUCACUGAAGCCGACAACCUAUUCGUGGA